UUUUUUUUUGCUUUCACUUUACUUCCUCAACUCAGCGCAUUUUAUUUUAACUUAACGUGCACACAAAAAAAAAAAAAAAAAAAAACUCAGCUAAAACGUCGAUCAGAUUAUAACUGUAUUCAAUUCAAAGCGAAAUCAAGCGAAACAUUCCUUAAUGGCAAAUUCGUUACGAUUGUAUCUGACAUGUAUAAGAAACACGCUCGAGGCAGCAAUGUGUCUUCAGAAUUUCCCAUGCCAGGAAGUAGAGAGGCAUAACAAACCAGAGGUUGAACUAAAGACAAGCCCAGAACUUCUUCUUAAUCCUGUUACGAUUUGUAGAAAUGAGGCUGAAAAGUGCUUGAUUGAAACAUCUAUUAAUUCCCUAAGAAUAAGUCUAAAGGUGAAACAGUCAGAUGAACUUGAAAAUAUACUAACAAAGAAGUUCCUUAGAUUUUUGUCUAUGAGAGCAGAAGCGUUUCAGGUGUUGAGGAGAAAGCCAGUUCAGGGCUUCGACAUUAGUUUUCUCAUUACAAAUUAUCACUGUGAAGACAUGCAGAAGCAGAAGCUUAUUGAUUUCAUAGUGCAAUUCAUGGAGGAUAUUGACAAGGAGAUCAGUGAACUGAAACUGUCAGUGAAUACUCGAGGAAGGCUUGUCGCUACUGAGUUUCUAAAGCAAUUCAUCUGAUGCUUCUUUCUCUUGUUUGCUGUCUGUUUUAUUCUUGUAGCAACUAGAAUAUAUAUUCAUUUUUUGUUCUCUAUUGAAGCUACAUAUUACAGAAAUUCUCUAUUGUAUUGCACCAAUGAGCUCCCUUUUUCUUCACUUAUUUGAGGAGCUGGCUAUGGCAGAAUGAAUUCUCAGUUAGUAGAGUUUUCAAUCAGCUAUAUUAACCAUUGUAGUCUUAAGUUGAUUUGCU
This is a messenger RNA of Lycium barbarum (goji berry), 893 nucleotides long. Its product is annotated as actin-related protein 2/3 complex subunit 4. The record is from RefSeq and is a predicted model, not a curated record. Gene Ontology annotation, molecular function: actin filament binding. Lineage: Eukaryota; Viridiplantae; Streptophyta; Magnoliopsida; Solanales; Solanaceae. Gene Ontology annotation, biological process: actin filament polymerization; Arp2/3 complex-mediated actin nucleation. The transcript has 8 exons. Gene Ontology annotation, cellular component: Arp2/3 protein complex; actin cytoskeleton. Bases 155 to 664 code for a protein of 169 amino acids.